AUGGCCAAGGCAAGGUAUCUGGCAUCACCCGGCGGAGCUGAAUUGCAACUGUACAGUUGCAAGUCCCCAUUCUUAUUUGCCGAGCUAGAUGGUAUCACCCCUGAUACCAUUCCUUCCGGUGCCAGCCUCAGCGUCCCAGCGGGGCCGUUGCCUCUGCCUGAGGAGAACGAGGAGGCUCCACCCCCCACCUUUCCUUGUGGGGCCUGCGGCUUUGUUAACAAUGUCACGGUCCACAAACCUUUCAAAUGGUACGCGGUUAUCCGUGGUUGGGCUGUCGGCGUCGUCCAAGGAAGCUCGGAUUCGACUGCGUUGACCACUGGCGUCACUGCUGGUCAUGCAUCCAAGGGGAGCACCAAGAAGGAGGCCAUCACUAUCUUUAACCAGGCUCUUUCCAAGGGCCAGGUCACUGUAGUACCUAAGAUGCUGAAGAUCUAG
Messenger RNA from Desarmillaria tabescens, 435 nucleotides. RefSeq lists its product as uncharacterized. The record is from RefSeq and is a predicted model, not a curated record. The coding region runs from base 1 to 435 and encodes 144 amino acids. NCBI's taxonomy places the organism in Eukaryota, Fungi, Basidiomycota, Agaricomycetes, Agaricales, Physalacriaceae. The transcript is spliced from 5 exons.